AUUACCUUUUAUACUCUAGCAAAGACGGAUUGUAAGUAAUCCAAAAUAAUGAAAGUGGUAUAGUAUAAAAAUAAAAACAAAAAAUAAAACAAAAUAUUGUGUGUGUGUGUAGGUAAGGGAGGUAAAAGUACUGUUAGAGCUGAUAUGGAAAUAAAAAAUCAUCGCGAUUUUUGAUAUCUAGCAAGUCAAAUAAAUCAAGAUAGAAAAAGCGGUUUGGCUCGUGAAGGUUGAAAGCGUUUGAGAUGUGGUGUUAUAGGGGGAUGCUGAAAAUUACGCGAAUGGAAAAUAUUAUAGAUGAGAAGGUAUUACAAAGAAUAGGAGAGGAGAGGAUGAUAUGGAAGCUAAAAGGAAUAGGCGAUAUAGGUUGGUAGGACUACGGUUAGUGACGUAUAGGAACCAGAAGGGGGGCAGAUGCACACUUAGAUUAGAUUAGUGUUCGUAAAUAGUUAUGUAUGCUGCUCUGAUUUUGGAAAAAUCCAACAGUUUAGUUCAUGAUAGGAAGAAGUGGAGGUGCACGUCCAAUCUGUCAUUGGGUCGAAGAUCUUAUAAUGAUCAUCUGAUUGUCAAUUACACAAAGCCAUAGACGGAAUUAUCAUCUCUGGAGAAAUGGCGUGGUACCUACUUAAGCUACCUAACUUAAAAUUUGAAACAUUAAACAAUGUUGAAUGACACCAAUUUACACACACAGGCAUACGUAUAAACUUCGAAAUUGAGUCAACUACGGUACUUUCUGAUUUUGUUAAAUAUGGUAGACUACAGCACAACCCCAUUCUACGAAGAUGAUCAUCACUACGAUCAUGACCAUGAUCAUGAUUCGAAUGGUGUCACAGUAGCGAAAAUUGUAACAAUGUGCGUUCUGUUCUUCACUUCAUUUAUUGUUGGAACGUCACCUUUAUACAUACCAAGUAUUUUUCACUGGAAACUAAAUAUACAGAACAGCAAACUUGUCACUAGACUGUUAUGCUUUGGCGGAGGCAUAUUAUUAUGCACUACAUUUCUCCAUCUUCUUCCAGAAGUUUCGGAGAAAAUAAAAGCACUUCAAUCCGAAUUGAUUUUUCUGACCUCAGAAAAUUAUGAAAUCCACUAUGCAGAAUUGCUUAUGUGUUGUGGAUUCUUUGUUCUGUACUUCGUGGAAGAAGCAAUUCACUGCUAUCUACAUUCCCGAGAGAAAGAUAAUUUAGUUAACAACCUCACAAGAAGUUUUUCUAUUCGCAGAGGAGAUGACAAAAUUCCGACAAAGUCCAUACCGUUAAGAGACGAUCUAGAACGUAAUGUUGAUGUUCAUACUCAUGUAGACCACAGUCAUAAUAAUUUUGAUAAUUCAUUUCUUAAAAGUUUUCGUGGUUUUUUAAUAGUUUUGGCUCUUUCGGUGCAUGAACUAUUUGAAGGCUUAGCGGUUGGUUUAGAGAGUUCAACUAACAGUGUAUGGUACAUGUUUGGAGCCGUUAGUGCUCAUAAAAUUGUAAUUGCCUUUUGUAUAGGCGUUGAACUGAUAGUCAGUGAUAUUAGUAAACUUUUGACUAUAUUUUAUGUGUUCACUUUCGCGAUUGUAAGUCCAUUGGGUAUAGGAAUAGGGAUUGCACUGAGCGAAGAUCAAAAAGAUUCUACGGAAGUAGUAUCAGUUGUGCUCCAAGGACUCGCUUCGGGAACUUUAUUGUAUAUUGUAUUUUUCGAAAUCCUCAGAACAGACAGGAGAGGUGGACUGAAGACGUUCUUUGCUGUUUUUCUGGGAUUUGGUCUCAUGCUUUGCACUACUGUUUUUAAAGUCGCAAUACAAGCUCACCGUCAUAUAGCUCUCCAUAAUGUUUGCUGGAAUCGUUUUUUCUAUAGAUGGUGAGGUAGGGAGCUGAGUUCGUUUCUUUUGAAAUACCCCCAGUGGCGUGUGAAAGGGGCGGUCGAAAUAAAGAAUAGUGAAAAUCACAGUAUUAUGUAUCAAUUUAUAAAUAAAAUUGAGAAGUCAGACUGUAAUACCAAAAUUACUUCUUUUUUUUAAGUUAAUAUAAUUGUUUGCUAUUGAGACACAAACGACCCUUAACAAAAAUGUGGUUGUCUGUCUGUUUGUGCGGGUCAAUCAUCCAAAUAGCCGAGCCGAUUUCGGUAGGACUCUAUAGGCAUGAAGAAAAGGCUGUUAAGAGUUAUCUAAGCUAUUUUAUAUUCUUUCUUCACGUCUGCAAUGUCACGCGGUAAAAGCUAGCAUAAAAUAAAAUAAUAAGUGCUGUAAUCUAAAAAACGCGUAUAGUUUAUUUUUAUUUGCUUCAAUUCAAAUUUAAUGAAUGUGACAGGAUUAUUGCCUUACCUGUCUGCCCGUAUUUACCUUCGAUUUACAAUUUAAUUUGUUAAUUAUAACAAAAAAUGAAAUUACCAUGGUGCAAUCAACAUUGUACCAUAUUGCUCGGUGUUUCUACUGCACUAUAUGUACUCGACAGCAAUUGUUUUUGGCGGUGCUCAGAUUGUAAUAUAAUUGAAAAGAAAAAGGUUCCUAGUAUAUGGAGGAGGGGGCGAAUUGAACCCCUUAAACCCCUGUAGCUGCAACAUUGAAUUCACUGCUUAUGUUUCCGGGAAAUAUUUCACAAAAUUAUUUUUGAAAUCCUUAUAAAUUAACUAAAUACCGUUCUCCCCUGGCUCCCCUGAUGUUCAAAUAAAUUAAAAUAAUUCAUAGUAGGGUUUUACAUUAUUGCAACUGAGGCUCGGCUUUCAAAAUACAUUGAGAGGAUAGAUAAAUCGUUGGACAUUAUUGACAUUUUAAUGAGAAUUACUUAUUUUCACGUCCCAACAACAUGUAAUAAAAUUCUCAAUCGCUAUGGGUUCAAUCUUUCACCUAUUACAAAUUGCUUUGAUUUUAAUUUACAAAUUUAUGUAUUGUAAUAUUUCCUCAAGUCCUUUAUUUUUACCAAAUAGUAAUUAAAAGGACCAGUAAUAAAAAGUGACUAACCCAUAAUUACAACAGGUAAUAGCUUUAUUUGCGAACAUAUUUUUUGCUCACUUUGGAAUUUUCAAUUACAAAAAUGUUCAUAAUAGAAAUGCCAAAAAUACGUUUUCGUAAAUAAGAUAGUCUGUUGCAGUAAUUAUGGGGAGUCAUUUUUUUUUACUAUUUUAUUAUUCUCUCCGAUUUUCUACUUUUGCUGCUUAUUCUGUUUACACCGAAUACGUAGUAAACAUUUUUGAUAAAAAAGAUUGUACAAUUACUACGUUAGCAAGUCUGUUGACUUUAUGUUAUUAUUACUGCAUGUUGAAAUUAUAUAUACACAUCGAUUUUUCCUUGAAACAUUCGUACCUAUGCUGUAAAUAUUCAGAAUAUUACGGGUGCCUAUGUCUAAGUUUUCUAUAAUCCGGUAAUGUUCUAUUUUUUAUACAUUCGCGAGUUUAACGUAUUUCUAGAAGCAUGAUUCAUAAGAAUAAAUUAAAUGCAAAUUUAAACGUACAGAAUUGUUUAUAUGCCACAUUAUAGCAGUGUGUGUACGUGCAAAUUUUACAUUCUAUUGAGUUGGUGGACUAAUUUUUGAUUAUUUUAUGUAAACAUUGCCAGAGUAAUGUCAAAACAAUUACGUAAAAAAAUGUUAGUGCUUCAAUAAAAUAUUCCACAAUGAACAAUUAAA
Molecule: messenger RNA, 3596 nt
Organism: Agrilus planipennis (emerald ash borer)
Lineage: Eukaryota; Metazoa; Arthropoda; Insecta; Coleoptera; Buprestidae
Gene: Zip89B
Product: zinc transporter ZIP1
Exons: 4
Coding region: 746-1837 (363 amino acids)
Biological process (GO): zinc ion transmembrane transport
Cellular component (GO): plasma membrane
Molecular function (GO): zinc ion transmembrane transporter activity
Source: RefSeq, a predicted model, not a curated record